Messenger RNA from Hordeum vulgare subsp. vulgare (domesticated barley), 1369 nucleotides. RefSeq lists its product as uncharacterized. Gene Ontology annotation, molecular function: protein binding. The transcript has a single exon. Bases 34 to 1242 code for a protein of 402 amino acids. Lineage: Eukaryota; Viridiplantae; Streptophyta; Magnoliopsida; Poales; Poaceae. The record is from RefSeq and is a predicted model, not a curated record.
CGUGCACCGGCUACAGCAACAACACCCAUAGUCAUGUCGUCGCCAACACGGCGCCGUGCCCAUGUUCCCAGAUGGUCCAGCAUCCCCACCGAGCUCGCGGGCGUCGUGCUCCGACGCCUCCCCAGCCACGCCAACCGGGUCCGCUUCGCAGCCGUCUGCAAACAGUGGCGCGCCUCCGCGCUGCAGAGCUCUCCGCCCUCGCACUACCCGUGGCUCGCCUUGCCUGACCGGACAUUCUACAGCCUGCCGGGCUCCGCCUUCCGGCCGCUGCCGCUCCACCUCGACCGCCACCGGCAACUGCCGCACGCGCAUAGCUCCUGCGGCGAGUGGCUCGUGUUCGAGCGCUACGACGGCGCCUACACGCUGGUCAGCCCCUUCUCCAUGUCCACCACCAUCCUGCUCCCUGGCCUCUCCGACACAUACGCCCCCAACGUGCCUCUCCUCGUCGCCAACGACCAGCCGAAGCCGAACAUGCUGAAGCUCGUCGUGUGCUCCCGCGACCUUGUCGCCGCGAUCAUCAACGACGAGGGAUGGAUGUAUAAUAAGCUCGCCUUGUGCCGUCCAGGGGCGUCCUCGUGGAGGUCGAGCACCCCCGACCAGCUUUGCGACCUCCAAGACAUAGUAUCAUGCCAGGGAAAGCUCUACGCCCUCGACAAGUUCAACGGCCUCUUCUCCGUCUCCAUCUCCGUUUUUGGGAACAUGCGCACCGGUAGCGGUGAGCCCAUCGUGUCACAGGUCGAGCACCUCCUGUAUAGGCCCAGAGGGGUCCUCAGACACUCGUCGCGAUACCUGCUAGAAUCUAGCGGCACGCUGCUGCUGGUCUGCAGGGAGGACGCGAUGCCCGAGCAGUGCAGCAGCACCUCGAUGAGUGCAGUCAUGGACGGGCUGGAGCUAGAGAUGGAGAUGGAGUUCGAGUUACUCAAGGCCGACUUGGAGAGGUCGCGAUGGACCAACGUAAGCAGUGUGGGCGAUGACCGGGUGCUGUUUGUCGGGCCAUGGUGCUCCCGAGUUCUUCAUGUUACGGGCGAGCAUGACCCUAUCUACACAGCCGGGAACCGUAUCUUCUUCACGGUUAGCGCGAAAAGAUACAACCGUUGUCAAUACUACGGCAAACAGGAGCCCUUCUACUGCAUCGUCUACGAUAUGAGGACGCAGCGGUCCGAGUUGUUCCUCAAGACGCCGGUGCGGCCGUUAUUAAUGGACUUCCCGGUGACGUGGCUAUUCCCUCCAAGUCAUGGAUAGCCGUGACUGAAUGGCGAGUCAUAUGUAUACUAGCUUGUUCUAAGAUUUCGCAUCAAUGUACUCUAGAAGUCUAGGUCUUUUAUAAGUAGAAUUUAGAAGCUUUAACAAGAAAUGAUGUGUGUUAGAU